AGCACUUGGCUCAGUUUUUUCCCAAUCCAUUCAGUGGAAGGCCCAGCGAACAAGAUGGCAGCCUUUGUGGCGCCCCUUGCAGCCCCAGCUGGGCGGCUAAUCCAAUCGCAGCCUAUAAGAGCGCCCGUCAACGGACAAACACCCAAUGCACCUGCGAGGCAUGCCGUCUCCAGUGGCCUGGGCGUUGCUUUGAUCAGUGCCCUGCGAUGGCGAGGGCGAUGUCAAUCAUCGAGGAAGCAAAGGGUGCAACGUUGGAGCAAAGAGAAAAGCAGUGGGGAAAUCGCUGCGCCUAGCUAUCCUGGCGUGGAAGACCCAAAGAAGUUGCUUAGCUUUGCCCACGAGCUGUGCGACUUCUUCCGCAGCUCAAGUCGGGCCAGGCUUCCCAAGGAAGAUGCCAUGAAAUUGCUGCUAGAUGCACAGAGGAUGCUGAUGCAAGAGGAGACGCUCGUUCGAGUUCAGGUGCCCGUCGGGGAAUACCUCAACGUCGUCGGCGACGUCCAUGGACAGCUUUUUGACUUCCUAAGCAUUUUUGAAGCAAAUGGAUGGCCAAGUGAAGAGAACCCGUUUCUCUUCAACGGUGACUUUGUAGACCGUGGGUCAUACUCCGUAGAAAUCAUGCUGAUUCUAUUGGCAUUCAAGUUGGCCUUGCCCAAGCACUUCUUUCUGGGGCGAGGCAACCACGAGGACCAGCAGAUGAACUAUUACUAUGGCUUCACAGGAGAGGUCUUAGCAAAGUAUGACGCCGAGUUGCCAGUGUGGGCCGCCUUUCAGAGAUCCUUCGUGGCCUUGCCACUGGCACAUGUGGUGAACGAAGAUGUCUUCGUGACUCAUGGAGGUCUUCCGAGGAUCAACGAGAUCAGUUUGGAUCAGAUUGCAGCCUUGGACCGAGUUCAGGUAAGUACAGAGCAAGAAGUGCGAGAAGAAGGUGUGAUUUACAAUGAUCUCAUGUGGGCGGAUCCACAUGAUGGCUCUGGCAGCAUCGGAAGCCAGCGCGGCGGCAGUGCCAAGAUGUUUGGUGCAGACAUGACUGAGCAAUUCCUGAAGAGGAACGAUCUCAGCUUCAUCAUUCGGUCGCACGAAGUCAAGGAUGAAGGCUUCGAAUGGCAGCAAAAUGAGAAGUGUCUCACAGUGUUCUCUGCACCACAAUACUGCGAUAGUUGUAACAACCUGGGAGCCGUUGUGCGAUUGCACGCGGACGAGGCAGAUGAAGGUGCAAAAUUGCGGCCGGAGAUUUUACAGUUCGAUGCCGCCGAAAAGCCCAAGGACUACGUCUCCGCCAUGGCAUACUGCAGACUAUCGGAGUCGCUUAUGUCCAAAGCUUUGGAGAAGCAGCGUAAGUCGCAGAUGGCGGAGUCAGGGUGGGGGUCUUCUUGAGCAAGAUAAACGUCAAAGCUCUA
Durusdinium trenchii is the source of this 1397-nucleotide messenger RNA. Lineage: Eukaryota; Dinophyceae; Suessiales; Symbiodiniaceae. The record is from the annotation of a GenBank genome assembly.